AUGCCUGCCACCGUCUUGCAGGAUACGACCUUGUUUCUUUCCACUUACCCACUCACCUCUCUGCUCACAUUCAUCUUCCUGGUCUCCAUCUCCUACAUCAUCUACCAAACAGUCUUACACCCACUGGCGAGAUUCCCCGGCCCCAUCAUCUGCUCCCUCUCAGACUCAUAUAAACUAUGGAUAACCGCCACCGACUGCGUUCCGGAGGCCAUGGUCGCCCUGCAUGCCAAGUACGGCGACAUCGUACGCAUUGGUCCGAGUGAUUUACAUUUCAACCAGCCUGAAGCUGUGGAAGGCAUCUACAAGCGUGGUUGGCCGAAAGGCGACUUCUAUCUCGGUUUUGAUCAGAAGAACCCUGGUUUGUUCUCGGAGAGGAAUGAAGUGGUCCAUGGGAAGCGGAAGCGGAUGUUUGGGAACAACUUCACCCCAACUGCGAUCAGGUCGUACGAGAGCAUUGUCGAUGGUCGGUAUGCGAUCUUGAGGAAGCAGUUGGAUCGGUUUGCGGAGAGUGGGGAGGUGUUCGACUUGAGGAAGUACAUCACGUACUGCAUCGUGGACAUCCUGGGUGAGCUAGCGUUCAGCGAGGCGUUCGGGAAUCAGGACGACGAAGAUCCUAAGAAGAUUCCCAGAGUCAGCGAGGCGCUUUGGAGUUGUUGUGUUGCCGGGAGUAUGCCGAGUAUGGCAGGAGCGAUGGAGUGGUUGAAAGAUCACUUGCCUCAGUCAGCGGAGGUCGCGGAACUGCUGGAAGGGAGGAAUGUCAUCUUCCGACUGGCCCUGACGAAUAUCGAGAAGAGGUCGAAAAAGUUGAAUCUUGAUGAGAGGCCAGACAUGCUUGGCAGGAUCAUCGCUGCGAGCGAGGAGGGAACAGGAGCGAAGUUGACGCAGGCGCAAGUCAUGGCGGAGGCGAUUACGUUGGUUGUGGGAGGAACGCAUACGACGGGGAAUACGCUGCAUCUCCUCUUUGCGAACCUCGCACGAAAUGAAGAGUAUCUCAAGAGAUGUGUAAAGGAGAUCGACGAGAGACUCCCAGCCCUCGAAGUCGGAAAGCCUUGCUACGAAAUCACAGGACUGGAAGAGAAGUUGGAUUUCGUGAAAGCAUGUAUCAAGGAGAACUUUCGCAAAGAUCCCGUGGGGACGUUUAAUAUGCCCCGGACUGUGCCAGAGCAGGGAGCUUCCAUUGCAGGGGUCCAAAUCCCUGCAGGCACCCAGGUUUCCAUGAACAUCCAUGCGUUUCAUCAUAACCCCUCUGUAUGGGGUCCGGAUCACGACGUCUUCGAUCCGGAUCGCUGGUAUGAUCAACGGAAUGAUGGGUUGUCCAACCUUGUGAUCCCAUACUCAGUCGGCAAGCGGUCUUGCGUGGGUCAGAACCUGGCGAAUGCGAACGUCCUGAAGAUGACGACAACGCUGUUGAGAUGCUACGAGUUUGAGUUUGUGAAUAAGGAUGAGCCGAUGGUGGUCGUCUCGCAUGGAGACUCUGAUCUGCGAACACCGGUCUUGGUGAAGGUGAAGCGAAGAGGGCCUGUGUUUGCAGGGUAA
Molecule: messenger RNA, 1536 nt
Organism: Zasmidium cellare ATCC 36951
Lineage: Eukaryota; Fungi; Ascomycota; Dothideomycetes; Mycosphaerellales; Mycosphaerellaceae
Exons: 2
Coding region: 1-1536 (511 amino acids)
Molecular function (GO): oxidoreductase activity, acting on paired donors, with incorporation or reduction of molecular oxygen; monooxygenase activity; heme binding
Source: RefSeq, a predicted model, not a curated record